CACAGGAUGUCCAACACACGAACACUUUUGACAUACAACCUUGUAGCCACGGUCGUUGCUUCCACAACUUCAAACAUACAAUGCGAAAGCGAGACCGUCUACGCGCAUUUUUAGCGCCAACCGCUACCGGUACCCGUUCGGUCUCACCCCGUUCAGGUUCUCCACUACCACGUCCUCCAUCAUCAUCCGCUACGAAUUCAAUCGCAUCUAAUGCAGCCACACCAGUGCAGACAGUAACCCAAAACCCAGCGCUUGAGAAGGCAGUCGUGUUGCAACUGCAGAAGCUCCCGGAAGCUGGACGUGUAGCAUUUGAACAGGAGAUAAAGACACUUGAUGAGCAAGCUCUAUUAUCCAAAGUACGGGCUUACGAUGCAGAGCACAAAAAUGAGUCGUCCUUCAGGCCUCACUUUGAGCACCUCACAAAGGCUCUUGACUUGCUCAACAGGCUCAUGGGUGGCGUCGCCAUAGGCAUACAGGCGGACCCUGCCAUAUCGGCCCCGGUGGUGGGCGCAGUGCGGGUCGCUAUCGAUCUCGGCUUGCAUUUCACAAAGUUCUUCCCCAGAUUGACCGACAUGGUCUGCGAGUUCGAAGAUUAUCUUGGGCCGCUAGCGGAACAUUCACGGGCGGCAAACGUUGAGCUUGUAGAGAGUGCCGUUGUCAGUGUCUAUACGAACAUACUAGACUUCAGUUGGAAAGCCCGCUGUGUCUUCGUCGAUGCCAAUGGAAAACGAAGGAGGUGGACUUCGUUUAGGGCGUUCAUGCGCCAGCACUGGGAUACCUUUGAGGCUGAAUUUGUGUCCAUAAAAGAAGAGAUGCAGCACCAUCUCCAUGUUCUCCAGCAUACUGUACAGGCGACACACUUUAAUGCUUUCAGGAGUACCGAACAGAGGAAGGAAAGGUCGGCAUUUCUCACUUGGAUGUCAGACAUCGAUUUCGAAGAGGUGCAUCAGAGCAUUUAUGCAAAAAAGCACACAGGCACUGCCGACUGGCUGAUUCAAGAGCCUAAGUUCCAACAAUGGAUGCAGAGCGCGCAUUCAUCCCUCCUGUGGUGCAAUGGAAAGCCUGGUAUCGGCAAGUCUGUACUCAGUUCCAAUGUUCUUGAACAUAUCACGGCCGAGGCCGGGCUACGGAAGGACACUGCCAUCUGUUUUGCCUACUACGAUUAUCGUGAUACACGACUAGCGAACGUGACCCGGAUCAUAGCCACACUUAUCAAGCAGCUCUGUCAAAGAAAGCACAACAUACCGAACCAUCUGCUGCAGAUUAUGCGCGAUGCUCGGUCACCGUCCUCAGUAGGUUCCCUGGAAUGUUUCCUUUUACUCGCGGAGAGUUUUUCGGAGGUCUUUGUCGUCUUCGAUGCUUUAGAUGAGUGCCCGGAGCAGCAACGGCAGGACAUCCUUGGUUUCAUCACUGAGGUGGUAACUAUGCUAGCCCCAUGUCGGAUAAAGGUGUUUGCCACGAGUCGAAGGGAGACGGACAUUACCGAAGCAUUCUCAAGGAAUCACGUGCCUACAGUUCAAAUCUUGGCUGAAAACGUCGCGGCCGACAUCGAAACUUUUGCUCGCAGCAAAGUCGAGGAGCUUCAGGCUGGGAAGCAUGGAAAGGUACUCUACGUCACUGAGGACAGGCUAAAGGAAAGGAUCAUUCAGACACUUGCUCAGAAGGCAGAAGGAAUGUUUCUUUGGGUCAACCUCCAACUAGACAGUCUUUGUGAAGCCAGCAAAGUCCGAAAAGAUCAGGUGGUAGAAACUGCGCUGGAGUCCUUGCCACACAACUUGCCUGACACCUACGUUCGAAUCCUAGAUCGGAUCGAACAGCAGCAUUCGUCGAUGCGGGAUUUGGCAUUGAACUGUCUCGCUUGGACGAUCUAUGCCCGAAGGCCUCUCAGCACUCGAGAGUUACAACAUGCGCUUGCGAUCAACCCUCAAUGCACUGUCCAACAAGAUCUACAAAUUCACUCUUCUCAGGUAAUCCUUGAUGCAUGUGGCAACUUGCUAGAAGAAGCUAAAGGCGCGAUCCGACCAAUCCACUACACGGUUCAGGAGUUCUUCACAUCAUCCGUUCAGGGGAUGCCGCAACAUCCUAUGCGAAUGCAACUUCUAGACUCAACGUCUGUGCACAGACGAUUGAGCCUAGCGUGUCUAGCGUACAUCCGGCUAAUGGCAUUCAACAAACCAGCUCGGGACCAUUGGAACCUCUACGAGCAACUCAGGAAGAAUGAUCUCGCCGGCUAUGCAUGUCAAAACUUCGACUACCAUACUUCGAAUUGCGAAGGGACCCCUGUCGAUGUGAUGAACCAGCUUGAGACAAUCUUGCGGCAAGGUAGUGCGUAUCUUGCAGCGAUCCUGCAAAUUAAGAUUUUGCGAGAUGGUCACGACUAUUUUGAUAUCAUGCAGCGUUUCAACGACAUGAAGUUCCUGGUCACUCCGAGUACAGUUGUCUACAGCACUAGUCUCUACAACAUUCCCACCAUAAGGCAGAGAUGGGUCGACCAAACGCCCCCAACAUAUGCUUUACAUCUGGCAGCUUCUGCAGGACUCACGAGUGCAGUCAUCCGACUUCUAGAGGGAGGAUACGACGUUGACGAGAGAGUCGGGAGUGACAGCACUUCCCUAUACUACGCAUGUCUCAACGGCGACCUGGACAUCGUUCAGCUAUUGCUUGACAAACAUGCCCAGGUCAACGUGCGGGGUGGAUACUACGGCAACGCACUGCAGGCAGCUUCAUACGGAGGCCACGAGCAGAUCUCAAGAUGCUGCUCGACAACAAGGCAGACGUCAACGCGCAGGGUGGAUACUACGGCAACGCACUGCAGGCAGCUUCAGCUGGAGGCCACAGGCAGGUAGCUAAGGUGCUGCUUGACAAGAAGGCAGAGGUCAAUGCGCAGGGCGGAGAGUACGGCAACGCACUGCAGGCAGCUUCAGCUGGAGGCCACAGGCAGGUAGCCAAGGUGCUGCUUGACAAGAAGGCAGAGGUCAACGCGCAGGGCGGAGAGUACGGCAACGCACUGCAGGCAGCUUCAUGGGGAGGCCACGAGCAAGUAGUUAAGAUAUUGCUGG
Messenger RNA from Macroventuria anomochaeta, 3059 nucleotides. RefSeq lists its product as uncharacterized. The record is from RefSeq and is a predicted model, not a curated record. The transcript is spliced from 7 exons. Bases 81 to 2846 code for a protein of 921 amino acids. Gene Ontology annotation, molecular function: protein binding. NCBI's taxonomy places the organism in Eukaryota, Fungi, Ascomycota, Dothideomycetes, Pleosporales, Didymellaceae.